Molecule: messenger RNA, 2684 nt
Organism: Labeo rohita (rohu)
Lineage: Eukaryota; Metazoa; Chordata; Actinopteri; Cypriniformes; Cyprinidae
Product: zgc:153031
Exons: 6
Coding region: 163-744 (193 amino acids)
Biological process (GO): tetrahydrofolate biosynthetic process; dihydrofolate metabolic process; folic acid metabolic process
Cellular component (GO): mitochondrion
Molecular function (GO): dihydrofolate reductase activity; NADP binding
Source: RefSeq, a predicted model, not a curated record
CCCAUCGGAUAUCACAUGGUGAGCCAAACAGAUGUUUAUAAACUCCAUAAUCUAACUGGGGUUGAGGUCGAGAAGGAUGCGAACACCUCAUCCUAAACCCAAUGGGCGACGGUAGUUUGUAACAUAAACCAGAUAAUCUGCUCUUAGCCAAAGCGGUACACGAUGAACAUCGAGGGGGAGGAGAUGCGCAAACCAAUCCGCCUCAUCGCGGCUGCUUGCAGUGACAUGGGCAUAGGAAAAAACGGACAGCUUCCCUGGAGUCUUUCAAAAGAAUUUCAGUUCUUGCUGGAUACAAUUACAGCUGUGUCAGCGCCUGGGAAGAAAAAUCUGGUUGUCUGGGGCCGAACCUCGUGGUUCUCCUGUCCUGAGACGGUCUUCCCUUUGGCCAACUGCUUAAAUGUGAUAUUGAGCAGGAAGCUGAGUGCAGUGCCUCCACAUGCCCACUAUCUGUGUAAGGAUUUCGGAUCAGCAAUUCACCUGGCUUCUGAGCCUCCCUUAUGCCAUAUUGUGGAGACCAUCUGGAUUUUAGGAGGCACAGAGGUGUAUAAGGAAAGUCUUGAGCAUCCAUGGUGUGAUCUCAUCUAUCUCACCAACAUCAUGGCCGACUUUGACUGCGAUGUCUUUUUCCCAAAGUUUGACCGCAAUGUUUUUCGAAAACAAAAGGGCUUUCCUGGAGUACCAGAUGAAAUUCAUGAAGAAAAUGGUAUUAAAUUUAAAUUUCAAGUCUUCAAGAAAGAAGCUUAAAUCUGAAGCCAGGAGAAGACGAGACUGACAAACAUAAUCUUGGAAUUGUUUACGGGGGACAUGGUGAUGGGAAUAAAUAUGAGAUGGGAAGAAAAAUACAUUUAUUUGCGAGAAAUAAAUUGUCUCGCAAAUAAAUUGCGUUGCCCCAAAAAAACUUUGUGUUCUCUCGUCAAAGUGUUCCAUUCCCCCGAAAAACGUUGCAAACAUUGCAUCCUUUAGCAAAACAUUUGCGUUCUUUAAAAUACAAAGUUAAAAUACAACAUCUGAAAAUUGCAAAAAUUACACAAUUUGCUGAGAAAAUAAAAAAAAAACAGACUUCCUGUUGGGUUUUGGACUUCGUACUGGGGGACUUUUUUUAGGUAUUGGUGUCCACCGAAUUUCGCACAUGUACGUGAAAUGUCCCAGAUAGCACACAUACAUCUGCAAGAUGUCUGUUAAAGAUCACUUGAUCUGGAAAGCAUCUGCUGUGUACAAACAUCUGACAGACGUCUGUAAGAUAUCAGUUUUUCAUACAUUCUAAAUCAUAAACAUCUUAAAGACAUCUGAUAGGAAAUGUCCUAUAGACAUAUUGCAGAUGAGCAGACACUCUAAAAUAUACCUCUUCCAGAUGUAAAUGCAGACGUCUCUGUGAUGUACGUGUGCUAUCAGGGGUAGCUCGAGGGGCACUUCGUUGAAAUUUUAUAGGUGGCGCUAUCGAGCCAUUUUGACACACCCACUUCUGAAAACCAUAUCAGAUGUAAGUUUUUACUAUUUAUGGUGUGUGUGCAAAGCUUCAUGAGUUUUCGAGCAUGUUUAGGCCGUCAAAGAAGAAGAAGAAACAGAGCAAUUCCAAAUACGGUCCUCGCACCAAUGAUGCUCUUCUAAAAAAACAUUUUCUGAUACAACCGGACAUGUCAAUAAGCCCUUUGCUGAUUGGCUUGCACGACAGCGCAUCAUGCGAGUUUUCCGUUUCAAUUGAAUUGUUUUAACUUGGGCGGAAGAUGCAACUGAGGCGUAUAUUGCGUGAUCGCUUCAAUUGCAUCACCACAAAUUCGCUUCUAUUCACGUCCGUGCUUUGACUUUGUAUGUACUCUACUCACAGAUAAUUAAAUAUACUUUUUGGUGUGAACCCAGAUAGCUUGAUAAAGAUCACUUGAUCUGGAAAGCAUCUGCUGUGUACAAACAUCUGAAAGACGUCUGUAAGAUAUCAGUUUUACAUAUAUUCUGAAUCAUAAACAUCUAAGAUAUCUAAUAGACGUCUAUUUGACAUCUGAUAGAAAACGUCCUAUAGACAUAUUGCAGAUGAGCAAACACUCUAAUAAAUACAUCUUGCAGAUGUGAAAUAGAUGUCUCCAAGAUGUACGUGUGCUAUCAGUGAACACACCAUUAGGGCAGGUUUGGGUUUCUGCUACUGGAGAUUUUCCAGAGUUCAGUGCAAACCCUGCUUCAACACACCUGUCUGUAAUUAUCAAAUGCUCCUGAAGAUCUUGAUUAGCUGGUCCAUGUGUGUUUGAUUAGUGUUGGAAGGUAGAUCUCCAGGAACAAGAUUGGGCACCCUGCCUUCGGGGCUCUGUAUGAAACAGUGUUAACCAGCAUUUUAUUGUUUUUAAUACAGUUAUGUCAGCUUUAAAGAAUCUAACAAUAUUGCACAGAAGAACUAUUUAUCUUAGUGACUCUGUUUGGAGCUACAGUGUGUAACUGGUGGUACUUCAUCACCAUCCAAAUCAUAAGCAUUUCAAAGCAGCUAGUUCUAUAUGUAAACCAUAUGAAGAUCAUUUUCCUAAUGUCAUCUUUUUUCAUUACAUAAGAAAUCACACCACACAUAAUCUGAAACAGCAGAUGGACUCAGACAAUGCUGCCAGUGAUGAGCACCACUUCUCUCACGAUUACACAUGCAACAGUUUGUGACCACUCACCAGAUCCACUGUUACUCAUCUCACUGUCACCAUGGUGACACGAAA